Phycodurus eques (leafy seadragon) is the source of this 2856-nucleotide messenger RNA. RefSeq names its product probable global transcription activator SNF2L2. The record is from RefSeq and is a predicted model, not a curated record. Bases 258 to 1007 code for a protein of 249 amino acids. Gene Ontology annotation, biological process: chromatin remodeling. NCBI's taxonomy places the organism in Eukaryota, Metazoa, Chordata, Actinopteri, Syngnathiformes, Syngnathidae. The transcript has 6 exons. Gene Ontology annotation, cellular component: RSC-type complex. Gene Ontology annotation, molecular function: protein binding.
GGAGGGAGGGCGCGACGACAAGAAAGGGAGUCCCGACGUUGAAAGCACGCGGAGGCAGAGGCAGACGCGCUCGGGGCCUGGCGCAGACGUCGGGAAGCGAUGCAGACGGGAGCGUCCGCAUUGCUCCUCUCAUUGAUUUGUAUAUGAAAACAUAGGGCUUCUUUGGGCUCCCCCUCCCCUCCUCACCCCUCCCUCCCCUCCCCUCCCCUCCUCUCCCCCAUGCUCCCCCUUUCUGCUUCCCGUUGAGUGAUCAUCUGAUGAAGAGACUAGCAGCUCGCUGCUAUGCGGGCUUGCUAAUUCUCUCCCCCGCCGCCGCCGCCGCCGCCGGGCUGGAUCCUGCAGACCGCGCUCAGCCGGAACCCGGCGGGAAGAUGGAAGAGGACGACGGCGGCCUGAAGAAGCGCAAACACGACGAACGACGCGACAAGGCGGCGGCGGCGCACGACACCGCCGGCGAAAAGGUCAAACGGAAACGAGGGCGACCGCCCGCCGAGAAGCUCCCCCCGAAUCCGCCCGAGCUCACCCGGCAACUCAGCACCCUGGUCGACAUGGUGGUCAACUACAAGGACGGUUUGGGUCGACAGAUCAGCAAAGGCUUCGUGCAGCUCCCUUCCAGGAAGGAAGCCCCCGAGUACUACGAGCUGAUCCGGAAGCCCGUGGACUUCCGCCGGAUCAGGGAGCGAGUGCGAAACCACAAGUACCGAAGUGUGGGCGACCUGGAGAAGGACAUUUUCUUGUUGUGUCACAACGCUCAGACCUACAACCUGGAAGGAUCUCAGAUCUACGAGGACUCCAUCGUCAUCAAGUCGGUCUUCGAGAGCGCCCGGCUGAGAAUCGCGGUCCACGAGGAGCCCGAGGAGACGGUCGCCGGCGGCAACGGCCGCGCCGCCCGACACCCGGAAGGAGCGCUGGAUCACGAGGAGCGGAGUCGCAAUCUCACGGCCAACAGGACGCCUUUCUACCAAGACCGGGAUGCCGAGGAAAACGUCUCCAAGGAUGAAAGUUGAACGGUUGUCGGGAAGACUUGAAGUCCAUUUGUUUCUUCGUCAUUAUUCUUAACCAACACCCCCCCCCCCCCAAAAAACAACAACAACAACAACAACAACAACAACAACAACAACAACAACAAAAAACUCAACCGCAGAAGAAACGUGUCGAGAAGCCAAGCCUGAAAAGACCCAAGCCUGCCAUUGUGGUUCCGAGCGGGCAUUUUGGCCAUUUUUGAGGGUCUUUCAAAGACAGACUACUCGAGAUUUUCUUCGAUCGCUAUUAAAUAUCAAUCGCAAGUACAGCGGUACCUUGCCUUUUUGGGGCAUUUUUCCGAGUCACUUGAUCGAUAUGUUUGCUGCGUGUCGCUAGCCAAAAUUUGAGGUACCACCCAGUCAGCAAACCGACGUCGCCCCGAUGUCGCACGGAGACAAAUCGAAAACGACCAGCAUACGACAUCUGAACGAUUCAAGAUGGCGCGCGGGCAAAAAAAAAAAAAACUAGCAGUCACAUGACUUCAAUAUCUCACAUCAUCGUGUAAAUUUCAUCAUUUAAACCACGCGUCAAACCGACCGGCGCUAUUUUUUGGUGUUGACACACGGAUUUGUUUCGCGUGACAUCACCUGUUAGGCGGAACCGCACACGACAACCUAUCAUUAAUGUCGGGUUAAAACAGAACAAAAAGUGUGGGGGAAAAAAAAAAAAUGGAAAAGAAAGGCAAUCGUCACAAAACAUCGCUGGCUAGUAAAUCAGAUGCACAGCGAUUCAUAUUGUGUAGUACUAGUCAGCGGAAAUCUCAGUUAGCCGGUCGAGUUACCUUUGAAUAAACGUGUAAAGAUGGACGCGGCCUCCUGGCACACUCGCUUUGUUCCUGCAGUAACACGAGACGCCAUCAUCUGUGGCAACGUUGUCGUUUGAAUUGAAAUGAUCAUUGACCUGGAAAAUGCCGGUGCGUUCGCCAACACAGCUGUGAACCGGUCAAAACUGCCGCCGACGCAGGACAGGACUGGACAGGACGGGACAGGACGCGAUUGGCUAACGUGAUAUACAAAGUAGGCAAUAAUUCAUCACCCACUAGGCCACGCCCAUUCAAGGCACACACAACGCUACCCUUUUUGCCCAACAUACAGUAAUUACACUUUAAGAAGGUAAAAAGUUGAUUUCUUUACAUUCUCUUUUGUCGUGUUUUAUGUUUUUGUACAAUACAGUUCUAUUUGUCUUUAUUAAAAACACAACAUCAAAUGGUGAUGAUUUGUGGGUCCUUUCAAUGGGGAACGGUGAUUUUGAAUGCAACUUGUAAGUCAAGGUACUGCUGUACUGGACAGAUUCCCUUCAGAUUCCGUGGACCGGCAUCGAGGCCUCGAUUUCACGGUCUCGCUCAUUCUUCGCCGCGCUAAUCGUUCUUUACCAUUCAUCUGCUGCAGAUACGAUGUGAAACCAAACCAAACAAAAAUACUGCUUUGAGGAGCGUUUUCAAUCUGCGCGUUUGUACGAACCGCCUUCACUGGGCUGGUCGCAGCAAGUGGACAAAAGCGUAUUGGGACACAAUCCCAACUUCCGGGAGUUGGAAAAUCUCGCUAAAACCGAGCGAAGAGGCGCGUCUCAAUAUUUGUGUCCAGGUUGCGGAGCGUCAAAGACAUUCUGAGGUGUGAGGACUGCAAGAAUCCGGGCACACCGACGUGAUUUUUUUUUUUUUUUUUUUUAAUAGAACAGAGUUUUUUUCCUAUUUGGACUUUGAAUGUGAAUUCCCAGCAGACACAUCUUGUACACAUUGUAUGUGAAGCGUGUUGUCGGCGACGACGUCCAUGACAAUCCCUGGAAACAUGUACUGUAUCUGUUCAACUGUUAAUACAUUUGAUCAAAAACCGC